Messenger RNA from Sorex araneus (European shrew), 4524 nucleotides. RefSeq names its product BRCA1 associated RING domain 1 (gene BARD1). Gene Ontology annotation, molecular function: protein binding. Bases 107 to 2521 code for a protein of 804 amino acids. The transcript has 11 exons. Lineage: Eukaryota; Metazoa; Chordata; Mammalia; Eulipotyphla; Soricidae. The record is from RefSeq and is a predicted model, not a curated record.
GGUCGGCGGGCGCGGGGGGGCGGAGCCCGGGUCGCAGGCCGCCCGCCCGCCUGCCGCUGCCCCGCCACAGCUCGGCGCACGAGCGGGUCCCGCGCCGCUGGGGACCAUGCCGGCCAAGCGGCAGCUCCGCGCCAGCUCGGGGAACCGGCCCCGGCCCGCGCCCGCCGCCGCCGCCGCCGCCCGCCCGCCCGCCGGGGCCUGGCGCCACAGCCGCGCCGCCGUCGCCCGGCUGGAGAGGCUGCUGCGCUGCUCGCGUUGCUCUCACAUUCUCCGGGAUCCUGUGUGUUUAGGAGGCUGUGAGCACAUCUUCUGUAGUAAUUGUGUGAGUGACUACAUUGGAAGCAAAUGUCCAGUAUGUUCUACUCCAGCCUGGAUACAAGAUGUCAAGAUAAAUAGACAAUUGGACAGCAUGAUCCAGCUUUGUAGCAAGCUUCGAAGUUUGAUUUAUGGCAAUAAGGUUUCAGAUCUGAAAGAAGAUGCAGCUAGGACAAAUUUGUUUUCUGACUCAGAAAAUAAGAGGAAUUCAAUAAAAAUGUGGUUUAGUCCCCGGAGCAAGAAGGUCAGAUACGUUGUGAGUAAACUUUCAGUGCAAACCCGGCCUCAGAUAGAAAAUGAUGAAAAUGGUCAGGAGGCCUCCAUGUAUGAAUUUGUUUCUGCAACUCCCCCAACAGUUCCUGAGAAGCCUAAGAGGACUGCGGCAAGAUCGGGGAGGAAGAAAAAGAAGAAAACGUUAGUGGAAAUCAACCAGAAGUGGAACUUAGCGGCGGGAAGAGAAGGCGGGGCGGGGGGCCCGGAGGAGGCGCGGGAGAGGCAGGUCUCCUUCUGCAGCCAGCCGGCCAUCAUCGCCAGCCCUCGGGCCAACGGGGGCCCAGACUCAGAAGCCAGCGCUUCCGAAACAGCGUCUCCGUUUUGUGCCAGCCCGCCCGAAGUCUCUUUCCUGUUGGCCGAGCAGACGGUGUCCCCGGAGACUGAGGGUAGGAGUGAAGUCGUGUCCCCGGAGACUGAGAAUAGGAGUGAAGUCGUGUCCCCGGAGACCGAGGGUAGGAAGGAAGUCGUGACUCCCAGGGAGACGCUCAGUGACGAGCAUCCCACCCCCAGGAAGCCCUUCGCUUCCUGUCUUAACGGAAAGCGGGACCGUCACAACAGGCUCUCAGCGCCUAUCCCGAAGAGAUGUCGCCGCACCACCCUUCCCGGGCCCCACGGGGACUCGGCCAACUCGGCCACGCCAGCAGUGGUCUCAGAAAACGAGCCGCCGCCCGGUUGUCCUCCGCCACCCUCGAGUGGCCCGCAAGCCGGUGGCACGCCGAGGAGGACACGCAGUAGCGUGUUGGAUGAGUCCUUUAGGUUCUCACCCGGCACGCCGCCCUCCGCGCUCAGCAGUGCCAGCUACAGGCGGAUGUUAUCCAGCCCCUCGGCCAGGAAGCUGGCACCGGGCAGCCAGGCAGCCGUGAAGAGGAAUCACAGGGGGGAGACUCUGCUCCAUCUCGCUUCCAUCAAGGGCGACGUGCCUUCUGUUGAAUACCUCUUACAAAACGGAAAUGACCCAAAUGUCAAGGACCACGCUGGAUGGACUCCAUUGCACGAGGCCUGCAAUCACGGGCACCUGCAGGUAGUGGAACUGUUGCUGCAGCACCAGGCCUUAGUGAACACCACCGGGUAUCAGAAUGACUCACCGCUGCAUGACGCGGUCAAGAAUGGCCAUACGGACAUAGUCAAGUUGCUCCUUUCCUCCGGGGCCUCUCGGGAUGCUGUUAACAUAUUUGGUCUGCGGCCUGUGGAUUAUGCAGACAGUGAAAAUAUGAAAUCACUAUUGCUGCUCCCAGUGAAGACUGAAUCAUCAUCAACGGGCCACGGCUCAGCACCGGCGAACUCUGGUCAGCGCAGGAGCGGUCCUCUGAUACUUAUAGGCAGUGGACUUUCUUCAGAACAACAGAAGAUGCUCAGUGAACUUGCAGCAGUUCUGAAAGCUAAAAAAUGUGCUGAGUUUGAUAAUACGGUAACGCAUGUCAUUGUUCCUGGCGACACAGUCCAAAGUACUCUGAAAUGUAUGCUUGGGAUUCUCAAUGGAUGCUGGAUUCUAAACUUCGAAUGGGUAAAAGCAUGUCUACAAAAGAAAGAAUGGGAACAGGAAGAAAAGUAUGAAAUUCCUGAAGGACCUCAGAGAAGCAGGCUCAACAGGGAACAGCUGUUGCCAAAGCUGUUUGAUGGAUGCUACUUCUAUUUUGGGGGAACCUACAGACACCAUCCGAAGGACCAUCUGAUGAAGCUGGCCACCGCGGCAGGGGGCCAGAUUCUCCUCCGGAAGCCCAAGCCAGACAGCGAUGUGACGCAGACCGUCAACACGGUGGCUUACCAUGCCAAGCCCGACUCUGAUCAGCGCUUCUGCACCCAGUACAUCAUCUACGAGGACUUGUCUAUUCACCGCCCGGAGAGGGUGCGGCGGGGCAAGGUCUGGGUGGCUUCCUCCAGCUGGCUGAUAGAUUGCAUCAUCUCCUUUGACCUGCUCCCUCUUGGCAGCUGAGCGCGUGGCCAGAUGCACAGUUCCGAGGGAAUUUUAGCCAGCGUGAGAAACUCAGCCGCUCCACGGAAUUCGGGUCACUCACAUCUUUGUAAAAUAGGCAGACUCCCUCAUAUCUCCCCCCCACCACCACCACCACCACCUUGAAUUAAAAACUAAGACUCCUGCCAGAUUAGGAAUUCAUUCUGUGUGUACCGUUUAGUUGCUGGAAUUACUUUGAAGAUGUUCCUUUUUUUUAAAAUUGGCAUAUGAUUUUGAUUUAUCAUGUCUUUCUAUUCAAAUAAUCAGCUAUCAAGAAUCAUUAAGGAGAUACCAGGAUUGUUGGUUAGACAUAUACGUAGUGUCAUUAUUUUAACUUUUUAAUGUUUUCUGAUGAAAAAAACCCAAACUGGCCACCAGCAAAAAUACGUGAUUUAUUAGCGUACAAAGAAUAUUGUCAAAGAAUUUGUUCUGACUAUAUUAUAAUGGAAAUAAGAGUUCUGGUUUUAAAUGCGCUGCUAUAGAUGUAAAACUCUUCUAUCUAAAGUUGUCUUACUGUGAUUAUUUUGUUUCUUCCCGGUUUAUUUGAAAGCCCAUUUCUAAAUUUUUAUCCCAUCUUUACAUCAGGCAAUCAUGAUUUAAAUCUUACCUUUCCUGUAUUUUUCUUUUUUAUGGUAAAACUGAUCCUUGUGCCCAGGUUGCAUGCUUUUACUCACCUCCGUGCUUAGUGUUAACUACUGACUUGCUUUAUCUAUUAUACAUACCUAGAUGCUCAGAGCAUUUUCUUUAAGAUGUUGUCAUAUCAAUACUUCUUACACGAUUUCACCAGGAUAGAUAGCAAAUUGUCAACCAGACAGAUAAGACCAAGAAGCAGUCUUCAAUAUACAUGUUGCUGCAUAUCACUAAAGUGAUACUUUCCUCAAGGUCUGGGUUUCUUCCUUAUGGAUUUUUUUUUUUUAAUACUUUUCAGUUGCGAGGGAGGCAGAAGUUAGUGCUUAUUUGAUUUCACUUUUUGUUUGUACCGUGCACAAGGCCUUCACAGGUCCACCGGGGGCAAGCGAGGGUCCCAGUGUAGGCUGAAGCCUGGUGGGUGGGACCCCUCCUGCCACCGUGCGGGGAGACCCUAGGGCACCUGGGGCUUGCAUGCCGUUUGCUUCGUGACUCAGCAGAGAAGACUCAAUCAUGUUCAGCUUCUUUUGUAAGGAGCCAAAUUCUUUCACAAGUCGUUUUAGAAACGGAUAGUGUGUUGCAGUUCUAAAGAGUAGAAGGAACACACCAAGGCCUGUCCCCUGGGCUCCUCGUGCCCCCACCCUGCCCCCUCGCCCCCACACCAGCUGCGUAUGAAAGAGUCUGCAGGUGACUCGCUUCCUUCAGUUCUCCUUAUCCUCCACGGGGUUUGAGAGUUUGAGGGUGGGCCCAUUAUUUCAGGAUCAACAUUCGUUUAAUCCCUCCUUUGACAUGUUGCUUCUCCAUAUAAGAAAUAUGACCACAAUAAUAUACCGCUGACCCUGACCUUCAAAGGUGAAUUUGCUGGGAAACGUUUCCUACCAACCGGUAAUGUGUUUGUCCCACAUUUCAUUCUAAUAGAGAGUGAUGAACUCCGUGGCACCAAAUAGAUCUGAAGGUUUAGAUAAUGUCUGGAUUAAAUAAUUUAAGGCUCUCUGGGAUUUGGGUUGUCAUUUUUGAUUCAUAACUGACUUUUAGUCACUUCCCGUUGCCUCAUUGGUCACAUUCUGAGACAGGUUCAGUCCGUUCUCUGACUCUCUGUGUGUAAAUCACACUGGGGCUUGCUGUGUGCGUUCCUUCAUUUAUUUUCCUGUUUCCUUUUCUUACAUAUUCUUUUCAGGCUCACUAUUAAGCAGUUUUAUUUUUGGUUUCUUAAAUAUUUAUUUUGACAGCAGUUGAUUGAUGUUUAGCUCUUGAAGCUUGUACGUUCCCGUAUAGAUUUACUUGUAAUUAUUUUCAUUUUCCUAUCACUGAAUCAAGUUUCCGUUUUAACUUAAAUCAUUAAAGUUAUUGUGUUCCCA